AACAUUGUUCUCAGAUUGAAUACUGGAGUGUACACAGCUUCUUAUCAUCGAGCUGAAAAUUGUAGUGGAACAUAUUCGUAGAUUAUUAAUAUUAACAGAAAAAAUGCUUGGAGCAACUAGGAGAAUUAAAAUUCAAUUGAAAAAUUUUCGUUAUUUUUCUAAUUUUAAUGUUUCGAUGGCAAAUUUAACCAGAUCGGGAGUGUUACUUAUCAAAGAGGAGGUCAAGAGAGCUUUGGAAAGGAAUGAUCCAGUUGUAGCCUUGGAAUCGACUAUCAUCACGCAUGGGCUCCCCUACCCAGAUAAUGUCAAGUGUGCCAUGGACGUAGAGAACGAAAUUCGCCAGAAGGGUGCCAUUCCAGCCACCAUUGCUAUCAUGGACGGCGUCAUAAGGGCCGGUCUAGACUACGAACAAAUGGUGUACAUCGGAAACGUGGAAAAAAGCAAACCGAUAAAGACUUCAAGGCGUGAUUUUCCAUACGUCAUCGGUAAAAACAUGAAUGGUGGAACGACAGUCAGUGGAACUCUAAUAGUAGCGAAUGCUUUAGGCAUUCCUGUAUUCGCUACAGGAGGAAUCGGAGGGGUGCACAGAGAGGGUGAGACGACCUUCGACAUUUCGGCAGAUCUCAUCGAGUUAGGUAGAUCUAGAGUGGCUGUUGUUUCUAGCGGGGUCAAGUCUAUCCUAGACAUACCGAAGACGUUGGAAUACCUGGAAACCCAAGGAGUGUUUGUUGCCACGUAUGGUCUAACUCAAGAUUUCCCAGCAUUUUACAGUCGCAAAAGCGGUUCCAAAGCACCCUAUUCAGUUGAUAAUCCAACAGAAGCUGCAAAGAUAAUUCUAUCCAGCAAAUUCAUGAAUCUGGAAUCCGGAAUGCUUUUCGCUGUUCCAGUUCCUGAAGAACAAGCGUUGGACGAAGACGAAAUCCAAGGGGUCAUCGAGAAAGCCCUGGAAGAUGCCAAGAAAAAAGAGAUUCGUGGAAAACAAAUCACUCCCUAUCUCUUGCGGAAAAUUUGGGAAAUAACCCAAGGGAAAUCAUUGCACACUAAUAUCGCUUUAAUAAAAAACAAUGCCAGGGUUGCUGCAGAAAUUGCCGUGGAGUUGAAAAAUUUGGAGAAGAAAGCAGAACCAAAAUCAGAUGCACUCCCGAGGAAAAGUGAAGGAAAAACUGAUGGAAUAGUGGUCAUUGGUGGUUCAAAUCUGGACCUCUGUGCCAAACUUGAAUGUGACGACAUGAAGCUGGACGGUAGAAUGCAUCCCUCCAAACUUUCAUAUGUAGCAGGAGGCGUGGCAAGGAACAUAUGCGAGGCCCUGACGAAAAUGGGAAGUUCACCAGCAUUUAUAACAGCUGUUGGAGAUGACGAACCUGGAAAACUUCUCCUAUCGUUGAUGCCAGACAAUUUAAAAAGAAGUGCGCACAUAGUGAAAGGCAAGAACACUGCCCAAUGUGUUAUCGUAUUGGAUUCUAAGGGUGAUUGUUCUCACCUACUAGCAGAUUUGGAUAUUCAUAAGGAAAUUACAGCGGAAGUGCUAUAUAAAGACGACAGUAUCUUAAAGAAUGCAAAACUAAUUGUUCUUGAUGCAAAUAUCACUGUAGAAAGCAUGGAAAUUAUUUUAAAAUAUGCCACAGAGCAUAACAUACCGGUGUUCUUUGAACCAACAGAUGUGGUAGUGUCAGCAAAACCGUUUGAGACUAGUUAUUGGAAAUCGGUGAAAAUAAUUACACCAAAUAUCAAUGAACUGAACUUUAUAGCUUCAUUUCUCAAACUAAGGUCUUCAGAGGAAGAAUUAAAUUCCGGAGAUACCAAACAAAUAGCUGAAGUAGCUAGAACGGUAGCUUCUUACAUAGAUAAUGUUAUAGUCACCCUAGGAUCGAAUGGAGUUUUGAUUGCCAGAAAUGCAAAAGCAUCUGAGCCAUUUUUACUAGGACAAACAGAUAAACAUAUUCAAGUGAGACAUUAUCCAGCAGAAAAUGUUGAAAACAUUGUAAAUGUCAGCGGAGCUGGGGACUGUUUUGCUAGUGGAUUGAUUUUGAGCACGUUGAGAGAACUUUCUGAAGAGAAAUGCAUAUCAAUUGGAUUUUCUGCAGCUAAAAAGACUCUGCAAUCACCUUUUACUGUUGCUGAUGACAUGGCCAUUGAAAAUAUUAGAAAUUGGGAAAAAUGUGCGAUAUAUUAUUCAAUUUAAAGAAAAAUAACAAAUUAACUUCAUUGAUAAAAAAGCUUUGGAAGAAAUAUAUGUAAUUCAUAUUUU
This is a messenger RNA of Harmonia axyridis, 2248 nucleotides long. Its product is annotated as pseudouridine-metabolizing bifunctional protein C1861.05. The transcript is spliced from 9 exons. NCBI's taxonomy places the organism in Eukaryota, Metazoa, Arthropoda, Insecta, Coleoptera, Coccinellidae. The coding region runs from base 104 to 2182 and encodes 692 amino acids. Gene Ontology annotation, molecular function: pseudouridylate synthase activity; kinase activity. The record is from RefSeq and is a predicted model, not a curated record.